Messenger RNA from Tachyglossus aculeatus (Australian echidna), 3584 nucleotides. RefSeq names its product phosphatidylserine decarboxylase (gene PISD). The transcript is spliced from 8 exons. Gene Ontology annotation, biological process: phosphatidylethanolamine biosynthetic process. Gene Ontology annotation, molecular function: phosphatidylserine decarboxylase activity. NCBI's taxonomy places the organism in Eukaryota, Metazoa, Chordata, Mammalia, Monotremata, Tachyglossidae. Gene Ontology annotation, cellular component: mitochondrion. The record is from RefSeq and is a predicted model, not a curated record. Bases 75 to 1337 code for a protein of 420 amino acids.
CGUCAGUAUGUGAAGUACCGAGAUCAUCAGUUGGAGAAACUGGGAAUUGAAAUACCUCCCCAAAUUGCAGGGGAAUGGGAGCCCGGGAGCCGAGCCUCGGGGGCCUCACCAUCAAACCACCGCCGGGAGCGGGAAGAGCCGGGAAUUCGGGAGCUGAAUCCGGGAGCCGGCCGCUUGGCCCCGAGCCGGAGGGGGAAGGGGCCGAGAAACCCACCAUGUGUCAAUCCAACAGCCCGCCGGGCCCCGACCUGCACGCAGGGAAAUGGUUGCAAUUUCCCCAGCUGGCCCUGAGACGGAGGUUGGGCCAGCUAAGCUGUAUGUCUAGGCCUGCCCUGAAACUCCGCUCCUGGCCUCUGACAAUUCUCUAUUACCUUCUGCCUUUCGGUGCAUUUAAGCCUCUGAGCAGAGGAUGGAGGCCUAUGAGCAGGGUUGCCCUGUACAAAUCAGUACCUACACGGCUGCUGUCCCGGGCUUGGGGACGUCUGAACCAAGUGGAGCUACCCAACUGGCUCCGGAAGCCCGUCUACAGCCUCUAUAUCUGGACGUUUGGGGUGAACAUGAAGGAGGCGGCCGUGGAAGACCUUCACCACUACAGAAACCUAAGCGAAUUCUUCCGUCGGAAACUGAAGCCACAGGCCCGGCCGGUCUGUGGCGUGCACAGUGUGAUCAGCCCGUCUGACGGAAAAAUUCUCAACUUUGGACAAGUGAAAAACUGUGAAGUGGAGCAGGUGAAGGGAGUUACCUACUCCUUGGAGUCCUUCUUGGGUCCACGCACCUAUGUUGAUGAUGUAUCAUUCAACCAAGCCACCUCCUGCAGUUCUUUCCAAAACCAGCUGGUCACCAAGGAAGGAAAUGAGCUCUAUCAUUGCGUGAUCUACCUGGCCCCCGGAGAUUACCACUGCUUCCACUCUCCGACCGACUGGAGGGUGUCUCACAGGCGGCACUUCCCAGGUUCUCUGAUGUCUGUGAAUCCAGGGGUGGCACGCUGGAUUAAAGAACUCUUUUGCCACAAUGAGCGAGUUGUCCUGACUGGCGACUGGAAGCACGGUUUUUUCUCCCUCACUGCCGUCGGAGCCACCAAUGUGGGCUCUAUCCGCAUCUACUUUGAUCGGGACCUUCAUACAAACAGCCCGAGGUACAGCAAGGGUUCCUAUAACGACUUCAGUUUCAUAACCAACAACAACAAGGAAGGGAUCCCCAUGAGAAAGGGAGAGCAUCUGGGAGAGUUUAACCUGGGCUCCACCAUCGUCCUCAUUUUUGAGGCUCCCAAGGACUUCAACUUCCACCUGAAAACCGGCCAGAAAAUUCAUUUUGGAGAGGCCCUGGGCUCGCUAUAGAAAUCCCGAUGACUACAGGAGUGCUACUGCUGCUGCUGCCAAAGGGUCUUUCCUUAAAUCACCCAAAAGAAUGUAAGUGUUUUUGACGUAGAGAGAGGUAAGGGGUUCUGCUCAGCGGGACCGGGGUGAGGAAAGAAUCCGGAACACCAUUCCUGGCUUCAACCAGUGGAUGAGCAUGGGCCCGAACCAGCUCAGUCACGUUCCCACACAAAGACGGUAAAAAGAAUCGACUCCUUUACGUAUCAGGUGCGGCCUUUAAGAAUGUAGAGCGGAGCAUCCCGGCCUGCCGUGUUCACGUUCCCAACAUCCUUCCCCCCCGUCAUUCCCGUCCCCUCUUCGGUCAGGCAGCCGUAGCAGGGGCCUUCAGAAAGCGCAGGCCGAAUCCCACCGCUUUCUAUCGGGGGGGACUGUGGCGACGGCAAAGGCUGCAAUGAGCUAUACGUACGAUUUGGACUUCGCACUCACCUAUAAACUGGAAACACUGUGUCUACAAUCCUUCGGGUUCAAUGGUCAGUCACUCUGUUUUCCUCGGGAGGCAGCAAAAAUUAGAAAGAUUUCCUCAUUGGUAGCGAUCACCCGCGCACUAAAACUCUCAACUCUCCUUCCCUCUCCCGCCCCACUCGUCCCUGCGGACAUUUCAGGCCUUAAGCCCACUUGACUUGCCUCCCAAACUAACCCACCCAAAAGCGUCACAGGAAAAAGGCCAGUCCUCCCCAUAAACAUGUGUUUUUUUUCCCCCCCCCUGCAGUGUGGGGGAGGUGAGGUUUUUUUAAAGUGGAUAUUUUUUAAGUUAACUGAAACAGAUCCUCAUCAUUUCUAAUGCACAGAAUGAAAUGCCUUCGGCAUUGACUGUGUUGUCUAAAAACCUGGCUGCUAAGGGGCAAGAGUUGGGCUCGGUGUGCACGGUUUCAAGGGUUGUUUUUUUUUUUUUGGUGGUGGUGGUACUAUUCUGGUGGUGGUUUUUUUUUUUCCUGUUUGUUUUUGUUGUCAAUUUGUCUGGCGGCGAAAAGCCAAAUGUUAUUUUUGCAUUGGUCGCUGGAAACUUCAGACCAGGGUCUACUUCGGAAACGCUAAUGUUACUCCUCCAUAAAGAGCUUGUGAUUUAAAUGGGUUUCGAAUUGGGUUGCCGUCGGAGGGAUUACGUAGCCACACUGGCGAUUUUCAGGUUUAGCCCUAACUGGGAAAGGCGGUUCCCCUGGGAAGAACGAGCAAGAACGGCAGCUUUUAUCUUUCAAGGGUUGGCCUAACUGCAGGCCGAACUCCGUCCUUUAGGAGCCUAAGGCAGUGAUUGGCUCCUGCUAUAAAAUAGACCAGACCUUAACUAUGCAUAUGAGGAAGACCAGAUGGGAAAGGUCCUAUAUCUCUUUGCCAUGGAGUUCAGGUGACCAUCGGAGUUGCUUGUUUACUGCCCCAGAGCCGGGGAAUAGCCAACACUGGAUGCCUUGUUGCCAGCAGUAUAGGUUGUUGUGAUGGCUCCAUGAGAGUCCGUUUGGACUCUUCUGUACUUCUCCCACCCUGUCCUUUAUAGGUUACUUGAAAAGUGUGACACGGGCCUGGAACGAGCCUUCAGGGGUGAGUAGCUAUUUGGGUCCCACUAAGCAGGUGGAAAGUCAUUUGCCAGGCUAGGAUCACCCCUUUCCAUUCAGUCGGAGGGGGAGAAUCACAUUCCCUGGGCUUUCUUUGAGUGGCCAAACGGCGUCGAGCAGCUUUAAUUCUCUCAUUCAACAGCCAUAGUCAUCACCACCGCUAAGCAGGUGGAAAGUCAUUUGCCAGGCUAGGAUCACCCCUUUCCAUUCAGUCGGAGGGGGAGAAUCACAUUCCCCGGGCUUCCUUUGAGUGGCCAAGCGGCGUCGAGCAGCUUUAAUUCUCUCAUUCAACAGCCAUAGUCAUCACCACCAUUAGAAAGCCUUCUUUGCACUAGUUACGUGGAGGUUGCUGCUAUUGACUUCAUCCUAGGUUGAAAGAGGCAGAUUGUGCAGAAUGAGCCAAGUCAACUUUUGCUGUCAUCGUCAGAGCCCUGGCUGGGCACCGGGUAAGACGGCCCGGGGUCAGCACUGUUCGCGGGAAUUAGAAGCGGGUUUCCUGUAGACACUGGUGACGCUGUGAAUUUCUCCUGCCCGGAGAAGCCAUUGAAUUUUUCAACUGUAUCAGUAGCACGGUAUUUUUGUAUGUAAAGUGUAAGACUUAUGAACGGUUUACUCAUUUAAUUGCAAAACUUUUGAAAUAAAAGAUCUCAUUUCAGCUGCU